Fusarium graminearum PH-1 is the source of this 1419-nucleotide messenger RNA. RefSeq lists its product as uncharacterized. NCBI's taxonomy places the organism in Eukaryota, Fungi, Ascomycota, Sordariomycetes, Hypocreales, Nectriaceae. The transcript has a single exon. The coding region runs from base 1 to 1419 and encodes 472 amino acids. The record is from RefSeq and is a predicted model, not a curated record.
AUGCUCAUCUCGUUCAAUAUGGCUGGUAUGGGAGAGUUUAUGGAGCACUCGAGUCCUACAAUGUUGAUUGAGGAUCUUGAGUUAGCAUCUACGACGAGUUCCGUUGUGAUCAGCGCCUCCAGCCCUUCGGAAACAAUGGAUAGCAAUACCACUACAGAGCCUUCUGACCCAAAUCAAGUGGUUGCUAUGCAUAGAUACGCAGACUGGAUUGUAGAAUUGCUCAUCGAUGACCUUUACAGGUCACGUGGGCCACAAGCCUCGAACAGACGGAUCGCUGGGGCAUCAAAGAAGGUCACCGAAGGUGCCUCGAACAAUCCGGAAGGCGGAAAGAAGGGGUUCAACGGAAAAGCCAGGGUUGAAUCAAAGUCCCAAAAACGCAAAGCACUGGGCGGUGAUGGGGAAAGUGAAGAUGAAGGUUCUCAGGACAAGAAGAGAAAGUCAUCUGAUAUUGGCAAAGACAACAAACGUUACCGUUGGGUCUGCCCAUUUGUAAAAUGGAAGCCAGAUGAGUACGCGUGCAAAGUUGGCCCCAUACAUUUCAGGAGUAUAAAAGAUCAUGUCAAGAAUGUCCACUGGAAAGAAUACUGCGACAGGUGUUGGAGCAUCUACGCAGAAAGCACGGAUGCAGCGGCACAUGGGAUUUGUAGAGAGAUCCCCCCCCGUUCUGACCCUCCGCCUGGACUUAUUACUUAUGAGAUGGGACACGAGAUCUUCACUAAACGCGCGGACGGUAGUGUGUCUCACGAGGAACAAUGGCACAGGCUCUACAGCGUGCUUUUCCCAGGUGAACAGCGCUGGCACAGUCCUUAUGUCAAUAAUGAGACGGGUGAUUUUAUGGACAAGGCGGAAGAUUGGUUUCGCAGCAAAAAAUGUCGCGAUAUCCUCGAAGAAGAAAUCUCAAAAUUGGAGUUCAAAGAGACCGAGCAGAAACAAGUUGCGAACUUGGUAUGGGACAAGGUUUUUCCACGAAUGUUCCAAGAGCAAGCUAUCAACGGCGAACGUUUCCGUAAACUGGUCUCAAACGGCCCCAAGGCCACCGCGAACGCCCAAUCUAACCAGGUCGCCAAUGCUGGUACGAGCAAGGCGAUUCCAGAGCCCGAUCCUCAGUAUCACACAUCCACACCAUCUCCCGGGGAAACAUUCAUCUCCUACCAGUUUCCUGAGAUGGAAUCGGGAGAAAUUCCCACGUUUGACCUACAAACUCCCGCGGGCGAGACAAUUCUUGGGGACGAUACUUUCAGCGGUUUGCUUAACUUGACUGGAUUUGAGGGUCCUCCAGAUGGCGUCGAUCCGCGAGAAUUGGAGGGCUGCUCUCAGGAUAUGCUUGGAAGUCUUCUUCCUGAUAAUUUUGAGAAUGCCUUGUACGAAAACCUUGAUACGGAUGAAAACUACUUGGCCUUUACUGCUGGUAUAUAUUAG